AUGGUUCCCAUGGCCACAUCAAUGAGGAUGGAGAAGAGCCAAAGUCAUAUGAUUGACAGGAUAUUAGACCUCACCCUGGAGAUCAUCUGCCUGCUGACCGGAGAGGAUUAUAAAGUAGUGAAUAAAGUAUCUGGUGAUCCAUUAACACCCAGCAGCCGUGUUCAUGGAACGUCACCCAUCACAGUGCCUCCACCUCACUGCCUGACAACAGAGGGAACCAGUGCCAAGAAGAUUCUAGAAGUCACCAAGAAGAUGAUAGAGCUGCUGACAGGAGAGGUUCCUAUAAGGUGUCAGGAUGUCACUGUCUAUUUCUCCAUGGAGGAGUGGGAGUAU
Molecule: messenger RNA, 333 nt
Organism: Staurois parvus
Lineage: Eukaryota; Metazoa; Chordata; Amphibia; Anura; Ranidae
Source: the annotation of a GenBank genome assembly